UGUCUUUUUGUCUUGCAGAAGAUGAAGCCCAUCGUCCAAAGAAGACAAUCUACCUCAUGUGCCAUUACUAAAGCUCUUGGUAAAUCAAAGUCCCAUUCCAGGGAAACUACUCUUUCCUUUUCCCAUUCAGACAAUGGGCUACCAAGUGGGGUGUUCAGCAGCCCAGGCUCCACCUUCAUCCUGGAUGAGCGAGUGCAGCUAACUGUGGGCCUUCAGACCCAGGAAAGACAUCUGAUUUUGUUCAGUGAUAUGCUGGUCAUUUCCAAAUCCAAAUCCUCCUCCAGCCUGAAGCUGAAAAAGCAAGUGCAUCUGAGUGAAGUGUGGACCGGCACCUGUCUCAGCAAAGUGACAGAAAAAAAGAUGAGUCCUGAGAAUUUGUUUGUCAUUGGCUGGCCUAUCACCAACUAUGUUGUCACCUUCAGCUCAGCUGAUGUGAAGGAACGAUGGCUGUCAGCAUUACUGUGGCAUACCAAUGAGGUAAAACAAAAUGACUAUCUGAAGAAUCUGACCCUUCAGAUCAUUGUGCUGGAUGAUGACAACUGUUCUUCUACUACUGCAGUCAAUGUGUCCAGUGUGGAAACUGCAGAGAGUGUGAUGAAGAAGACCCUUCUACAGCUUGGGCUCCCUGGCAGGACCAGUGAACACCACCUCUGUGUGGUCUCAGGAAAAGAUGAGCCUGCUUACCCUCUCAUUGGGCACAAGCAUCCCUUCAGCAUCACCUUGAGCUGUCUCCAGGACUCUGCUGACCAGCAACAAAGAACCAACAAUAACACUCUUCUGGCUGAUGGGACAGAGGCUUUCUUCCUUGCUCAGCUCCCAAAGGAAAAACAGUGUCAGUUUGUUCUGAAACCCAGACUCCAAGCUCCGAUGCAGCUGAGGAGAGAGUUACUGCAGAAACACACCAAGAGGAAGAAGUCCUUGAUUGACUGGGCCCUGCACCGCAGCAGCAGCACCCCCACAGGCAGCCCUUCUUCACAGUCACCUACCACACCACGGAAACUCUUUGGCCUGUCCCUGUCCUCUGUCUGUCCUGAUGGAAUCCUUCCCAAGCCAAUCAUGGAUAUGCUGCUCCUCUUGUACCAUGAAGGUCCCUCUACUAGGGGCAUUUUCAGACAUUCUGCCAAUGCCAAGACUUGCAAGGAAUUGAAAGAGAAGCUGAACUCUGGAGAUGAUGUUCAGGUGGAUGGAGAGUCAGUCUUUGUGGCUGCAGCUGUUAUCACGGAUUUUCUCCGAAAUACACCUGACAGUGUUCUAUCCUCAGACAUGCAUGGACUGUGGAUGGAAGCUGUGGACACAAAAAAUCGGGCACAUAAGAUUGAAGCUAUCAAAAGUCUCAUCAAGCAGCUUCCAGAGGCCAACCUCAUCUUACUCAGACACCUCUUUGGAGUUCUCCAUCAUAUUGAGCAGAAUUCUGGAAUGAAUCAGAUGAAUGCCUUUAACCUGGCUCUUUGCAUAGCACCCAAUAUGCUGUGGCUACCGAGUUGCACUGGGCCUGAAGAGGAGAGCCAGUCUACAAAGAAGGUGGCCUUGUUAGUGCAGUUUCUGAUUGAAAACUCAGGAGAGAUUUUUGGGGGUGAUAUUGUUUCCUUGUUCCAAAAACCUGAUAAAAAGAAGUCUAAAACCUCAGCAGAAUCUCUGGGCUUGGCUCAGCAUGAUGAUUCCUUUGAUGAGCUGGAGUUUUCCAGUUCUGAUCCAGAUUGGCCAAUGCACCACCUGGAAUCUGAAACAGAUGCCAUUUUUGAGGCACCCAGCAGCUUGUUACUUGACGAGGCUCAGGAAGACUGGGAUUUGUUCAGUGAGAUCAUAGCCUGCUACCAAAGCAAAGCCCAGACCAACAGCAGCGCAGACAGCUAUGAGCUGCUGAAGGAGGUUGGCUCCUUCUGUUCCAUCAGCUCCAUACACUCGCUCAGCCCGGCCAGGGACCAGUGCUCCUCAGAACCCAGCGUCUGCCUCAGCCCCAGCGUCUGCCUCAGCUCCCAGCUGCCCACACAGAGCCACGAGCCAGUGGCCUGCCAGUCCAGCUGCGAUGCCACCAUCAUGAGCAGCCACACAGACUACAUCCACAGGCUCAGGCAGCUGCAAAUGGAGAUGGAGAGUCAGAAGCUGAUUGAUGAAGGCCUAAGCCCUGGGGUUAAUAAGGCCAGGCAAAACUUGUGGCAACCACCUCAGACCACCUCCAGGGUGAAGCAGCUCAGCCUUCAGAAGUCCAGCAUGUCAAACAGGUCCAGCUUCUCCAGCCUGUCCUCUACCACCACCUCCCUGUCUGCCUCCUCACUCAGCUCCUUAGACAGUGCUUUCUCCUACUGCUCAGAGUCAUCAGCCAUUAGCCCCACAGGUGUCUCAUCCCUUCCAUUCAUGUUUGGCACUUCUGCCAGGCUUCAUGCUGUGUCUCCCACGGCUGCCAAGAGGUCCCAAAAAGAGUGGCACAAAUCCUUCACAUCUCCUAUGCCUUUACAUCUGUGCAAUCUGGACAGUUUUCAUGAGGAUGAACCCAAGGCUGGAGAGAGCAGUCGUUGCUCUGGAGAGCAGAAAAGUUUUCCAUGUGUCAGCAGAGCUGCCAUGGGAAGCCCAUUCACUGAUAUUGACUGGGAAGAAGAGGAGAGACAGCUGAGUUGUUCAGGGUGCCCUGGCCCAGGGCUCAGGAGCCAGGAUUAUACCAGAGAGUUUGAGCAAAGCCCUGAGUACCCAGCUACCAGCCCAUCCAGUGAGACAUCCCCAUAGGUCAGCCACCAGCAGCACAGGGAGAAGACAGUGAAGAACAUAGAAAUCAAAGGCAUUGAUGAUUGCCCUCUGAGCCAGGAAAGACUGAAGGGUGCCAAGAUAACUUUUUAUGUGGCCCCAAAUAAAGAAAGCUCUUGGGGGUCUCAAGUGGGAGAAGAAGAGAGAUCUGUGACAAACACCAGCAGCAGAGACUCACCCAGCAGCAGCAGUGAGCAGAGCCUGUCCAAGAGUUUGCAGACUGUGAGAGUCCACAUCCCCCAGACAGUUUUCUAUGGGCAGAACACCCCCCUUGUCCUGCAGUCCAUCUCCAGGCACUACCACCAUGAACCGAUAGUCCCACCCCUGCAGGCCAAGCACAGAGAGAGCCCCCAAAGUGCCUCUGCUCCUGAGGAGCUGGAGAGGCAACCAGUGGAAAUGGCGCAGGCACCAACACAGAGCAAGGGCUUUGACAUGUUCAACCACACCAACCGCAUCAUCCUCCCUGACUCCAUCCGAAACACCAUCAGGGACUAUUUCAAGCACGAUGAAGCUGAGCCCUGUCCCACAGCAGAGGUGGAAGCAGUGGAGAAGGAACUCCUCCAGAGCAGGGUGGAGUGGCUCAGGAGCCAGCUUCUGGCAGAGGUGGCCGCAGAGGAGCAUGACACAGCAGUGUUUGCAGAAGAGACAUUUGUCUAAGGCGAUGGAUGUGGAGGAACUAA
Messenger RNA from Hirundo rustica (Barn swallow), 3419 nucleotides. RefSeq names its product rho GTPase-activating protein 20-like. Gene Ontology annotation, biological process: regulation of Rho protein signal transduction; signal transduction. The record is from RefSeq and is a predicted model, not a curated record. Lineage: Eukaryota; Metazoa; Chordata; Aves; Passeriformes; Hirundinidae. Gene Ontology annotation, molecular function: GTPase activator activity.